AUGAACAAGACGUUACCUAUAACUUCUAGAGCCAAGACUACAGCUUUAAAACAGCCAAAGGAACUAUUCACAUACACAAGAGAUAUUGAAGGUGAAUAUCACUACAAUGCCAAUCAAUCUCAUGAUCAUCUCCCAUACUAUUAUUUACCUGAUAGUAAAGUUGAUACUCGCAUUGAUUUACAGCUGGGGUUUAAAAACUUUAAAAAGAUAUCCGAAGAAGCCAACAUGUCUGAUUUUGAACCAUUACUUAAUGCAAUCAUGCAAUAUGAACGGGAUGAGUUCCUGGAUAGAAUUGGAGGAGAUGUGAUUACAUUUCGUGGAAUCAUGACGAGGUUAAUGUCUAUACCAUACAAUUUACAAGACGCUUUGGAUCUAGUCAUUGUUCCAUUUGAUGGACAAUUGUUUAUAAAUUUCAACAAUGAAGUUGAAUUGAAACGACGUAAAGAUCAAGACGAUCGAUUAAGACAAACUUCCCCCAAAGAGAAGUAUGAAUAUAUCAAAAAAUGUGAAUAUAGUGGAUAUAAAUUUGAAACGGUUGCCACUAUACCUCAUCCUUGGAAAGAUGUACUGAGAAAGUGUAUUGAUUCACGUCACAAGAAACCCGUCAAUAAUUAUGAACAAUUUCUAUCUGUUAUCAAAACUGGGAUAGGUCCUGUUAAAUUAGUUCUUGCUGGGGAAAUCGACUGUUGUUGGGAUUAUAUACCAGAAAAGACAAGUUCCUCGUUACUGCAUUAUGUUGAAUUGAAAACUAAUAAAGUUAUUGAUUCCCCUCCACAAAUACUCAAUUUUGAAAAGAAAUUAUUCAAGACUUGGUGUCAAUGUUUUCUCAUGGGAGUAGGUAAAGUAAUCUAUGGUUUCAGAGAUGAUCAAUUUAUUUUAAGAAAUGUUGAAAUUUAUCAAACUGAAGAAAUCCCCAUGUUGAUUAAAGAUAAUCCAUUGAAUAAUUUGAAACAAAACCAAGCUAACAAGAUCAACUGUACUAGUGCUUUGAAAUGGUAUGGAGCUGUUGUUGAAUGGUUAAAUGAUGUUAUUGAUAAAAAUGAUGAACGUUUUAGUUAUAAUUUGAAAUAUGAUCCAUUGAAAAAGAGUUUGCACUUGAGCGAGACGAGUAAAGAAGUUGAUGAGAAUUUGAGAAAUGGAAAGUUGUUGACGGAGGAGUUUACAAAAUGGAGACAAGGGUUGAAAAAGUAA
Lodderomyces orthopsilosis Co 90-125 is the source of this 1191-nucleotide messenger RNA. Its product is annotated as decapping nuclease. Gene Ontology annotation, cellular component: cytosol; nucleus. Bases 1 to 1191 code for a protein of 396 amino acids. Gene Ontology annotation, biological process: NAD-cap decapping; nuclear-transcribed mRNA catabolic process. Lineage: Eukaryota; Fungi; Ascomycota; Pichiomycetes; Serinales; Debaryomycetaceae. Gene Ontology annotation, molecular function: mRNA 5'-diphosphatase activity. The record is from RefSeq and is a predicted model, not a curated record. The transcript has a single exon.